CUUUCCUAAGUAAGAGAAACUCCUUUCUAUGGCCUAAAAUCCUCACAGAAGAGCUGAAAGGACCGACAGGAAUCCAUGACUGAAUCUUAUAAGGGCCUGGGACUUCCAGGAAAGUUGUUAGUGAACCAAGCUAUGCCUUUUCCUGAAAUUUAACUUUGUCUAGAAUGACAUUCAGUCAUGUGGGUUCUGUAGAGUUCUGUUUAAUUUAUACACUUUUUCACGAGUAUGCAGCAGAAUAAACUAUUGACACAUUCACAUUUGUCUGUUCUUGCUUCAAAAUUCUAAAGAUGAGGCUAUUUCGUGGACUCCAGGGAACCGAGAGCAUCUGCCAGAGCAGACCCCGAAGUGCGUGGAUGGGCCUGUCGGAGUGUUGGCAUUUGAGCUUCCAUGUUUGAAGCCAGGAUCUCGAAAUGCAUCGUGAUUCCUGUCCAUUAGAUUGUAAGGUUCAUGUAGCUAAUCUUGGAAACAAUGGGAACAAGACUGAACUAAAACGGGCUUUUGGCUAUUAUAGACCACUUCCAAGUGUGUGGGUUGCUCAGAACCCUCCCGGCUUUGCUUUUCUUGAAUUUGAAGAUCUCCGAGAUGGCGCUGAUGUUGUCCUAGAGCUGGAUGAAAGAAAACUAUGUGGCUGCCGUGUGAGAGUGGAACUGUUGAAUGGUGAAAAAAAAAGUCGCAAUCGUGGCCCACCUCCCUCUUGGGGUCGACGCCCUCAAGAUGAUUACCGAAGGGGGAGUCCUAGAAGUGUCUCUCGAAGCUGGAGCAGGUUAUUCUAACUUUCUAGAGAUAGGGGAAGAGAAAGGUCUCUGUCUCGUGAGAGAAACCACAAGCGAUCUCCAUCCUUCUCUAAGGCUUGUAGCAGAUCCUGGUCAAACAAAAGGAAGUAGAAGACCAAUCUG
Messenger RNA from Mesocricetus auratus (golden hamster), 896 nucleotides. RefSeq names its product serine/arginine-rich splicing factor 3-like. NCBI's taxonomy places the organism in Eukaryota, Metazoa, Chordata, Mammalia, Rodentia, Cricetidae. The record is from RefSeq and is a predicted model, not a curated record. Gene Ontology annotation, biological process: mRNA splicing, via spliceosome. Gene Ontology annotation, cellular component: nuclear speck. Gene Ontology annotation, molecular function: RNA binding.